ACAAGUUGCCCCAACAGCAGCAGAAGCAGCGAGGCGCACGGCAACCAAAAAAAAAAAAGUUUCUCCACAGUUAUGGGCAAGUUUGAGAAGAACGUUUUCCUUUUAUAUCUCACAUCUGCGAUCCUCAAAACAAAACGGGGUUGGAUUUAAGGACAUAUUCUGUUUUUUUUUUUUUUACAUCGCAACAGAUUUUUUGGGGGAUUUUCUUGGAGAUUUCUCACCCUUUUGGAUUGGUUCAUCUGAAGAUACGACUCAACGCGGGGCUGUUCUCUUGUGUGGUCAGAGAAAAUGUGCGCCUUUACGCAGCCUCGCAGUUUUGCAUGGUUUGCCGUGGUCUUUCUGCUCGUUUUGAGGCUCCUUCGUGGAUGCGGGGCGAACACACGGACGUGUCCCCCUCCCUGCGUGUGUUCUGGGGAGCUGGUGGACUGCAGUCGGCUCAAGAGGGGCCAAAUUCCAAACACGAUCCCGGAAUGGACAGUUCAACUGGACCUGAGCCAUAACAGAUUGCAGGUGCUUGACAGCUCUUUGUUUUCCAACCUACAACAUCUAAGUGAAGUAAAACUGAACAACAAUGAACUGGAUGCAAUUCCUGAUUUGGGCCCGUACGCUUCAAACAUCACAGCGCUCAUUCUAGCAAACAACAGGAUCAGCAGGAUCUCAGAGGAGCAGCUCAGGCCCUUGCUCGCCCUGGAAACGCUCGACCUCAGCAACAACAACAUUGUGGAUAUAAAGGCCAGCUCGUUCCCCGCUCUGCCGCUCAAGAACCUCUUCCUGAACAAUAAUCGCAUUUCCUCCAUGGAGACGGGCUGCUUCACCAACCUGUCCAGCAGUCUGCAGGUUCUCCGGCUCAACCGCAACCGCCUCUCCACCAUCCCGGCCAAGAUCUUCCAGCUGCCCAACCUCCAGCACCUGGAGCUGAGCAGGAACCGCGUCCGCAGGGUGGAGGGUCUGACGUUCCACGGCCUGCACGCUCUCCGCUCCUUAAAGAUGCAGAGAAACGGACUCAGCCGCCUGAUGGACGGAGCCUUCUGGGGCCUCAGCAACAUGGAAGUCCUGCAGCUGGACUACAACAACCUGACGGAGGUGAGUAAAGGCUGGCUGUACGGCCUGCUGACUCUGCAGCAGCUCCACCUUGGCCACAACGCCAUCAGCAGGAUCCGACCUGACGCCUGGGAGUUCUGCCAGAAACUCAGCGAGCUAAACCUCAUCUCCAACCAUCUGUCCAGACUGGAGGAGUCCAGCUUCGUGGGCCUCAGCCUGCUGGAUGAGCUCCACAUCGGAAACAACCGCGUGAGCUUCAUCGCAGACGGAGCUUUCCGGGGCCUCUCCAACCUGCACAUGCUGGACCUCCAAAAUAAUGAAAUCUCCUGGACCAUCGAAGACAUGAACGGACCUUUCUCUGCUCUGGACAAGCUGCAAAAACUAUUUCUGCAGGGGAACCAGAUCCGCUCAGUGACCAAGAAAUCUUUCUCUGGCCUGGACGCGUUACAACACCUAGACUUGAGUAAUAACGCUAUCAUGUCCAUCCAAGCCAACGCCUUCUCUCAGAUGAAGAACCUGCUGGAGCUACGUCUCAACACCUCCAGCCUCUUGUGCGAUUGCCAGCUGAAGUGGCUCCCCGUCUGGGUGGCGGAACAAACCUUCCAGCCCUGCGUCAACGCCAGCUGUGCCCACCCGCAGAUGCUGAAGGGCAGGAGCCUGUUCGCUGUCAGCCAGGAGGAGUUUGUGUGUGAUGACUUCCCAAAGCCUCAGAUCACCGUGCAGCCAGAGACCCAGUCAGCCCUCAAAGGCACCAAUGUCACGUUCGUCUGCUCGGCAGCCAGCUCCAGUGAUUCACCGAUGACCUUCGCUUGGAAGAAAGACAAUGAGGUUUUAAAUGAUGCAGAGAUCCACAACCAGGCCCACUUGCGGGUGCAGGGUGGCGCAGGAGGCGAGACUGAGGUGACAGAGUAUACAACCACCUUGCAGCUACGCAAUGUGGAGUUCUCCAGUGAGGGGAAGUACCAGUGCGUCAUCUCAAACCACUUUGGAUCGUCCUAUUCCAACAAGGCCAGGCUUACUGUCAACAUGAUGCCUUCCUUCACCAAGAUGCCAAUGGACCUGAGCAUCAGGGCUGGUGCAACAGCCAGGCUGGAGUGCGCCGCUGUCGGUCACCCUUCCCCCCAGAUCGCCUGGCAGAAAGACGGAGGCACAGACUUCCCUGCUGCCCGAGAGCGCCGCAUGCACGUCAUGCCCGAGGAUGACGUGUUUUUCAUCGUGGACGUCAAGACUGAAGACAUCGGGGUUUACAGCUGCACAGCUCAGAACACAGCUGGAGCUAUUUCUGCAAAUGCCACACUAACUGUUCUCGAAACGCCUUCCUUCUUGCGGCCCCUCAUGGAUCGCACUGUGGCAAAGGGAGAGACUGCAGUUCUCCAGUGCAUCGCCGGAGGCAGCCCUCCCCCGAGGCUGAACUGGACCAAAGACGACAGCCCGCUGGUUGUGACCGAGCGACACUUUUUCGCCGCGGCCAACCAGCUCCUCAUCAUCGUCGACGCUGCCGAGGCCGACGCCGGGAAGUACACCUGCGAGAUGUCCAACGCGCUGGGCACCGAGCGGGGGAACGUUCGCCUGGCGGUGAUACCGAAUCCUAACUGCGACUCCGGAGUUCAGGGCGGCGUGGGAGUCGGCAUCAUCGGCGGGGCAGGAUCGGAUGACGACGGGUGGACCACAGUGGGGAUUGUCAUCAUAGCGGUUGUUUGCUGCGUGGUGGGCACGUCGCUUGUUUGGGUGGUGAUCAUCUACCACACCAGGCGGCGCAACGAGGACUGCAGCGUCACAAAUACAGAUGAGACCAACCUGCCUGCCGACAUUCCAAGCUACCUGUCCUCCCAGGGCACACUGGCAGAUCGACAAGACGGCUACAUCCCAUCAGAGAGUGGCAGCAGUCAUCAUCAGUACAUGUCCUCGUCCAUUAGCGGCUUUUACCUGCAACCUAAAGACAUGAAUGGUCUUUGUCAGAUGGAUACAGGAAGUGAAGCGGACAUGGAGGUGGCCAUUGAUCCUCUGCUGUGCCAUUAUCAAGGUCCUAUCGGUUCACUGUUUUGCCGAGACUACUGCACUGACCCAUCGGAAGUCUUCACAGGCUGUUCCAUCGACCAAAAGCCCGGUAGCAUCGACCCUUACAGCAACAGCCUGACGAGCUCGAAAAGAGGAGACUACCUCCUGCCUGAGCAUUUUGAUCUCUGCUCCUCGUCGGUCCUGAUGCAACUCCCCAACGCCAGCCUCCAUCACGGCCCCUUCCACCAGCAGAGUGAGCGCCGGCCGUCCUCAGAGGAGAGAGAACCCAGCGAUUUUGCAAGGAACGUUGAGUGCCCUCCUUCCUAUAACACCUUCAUGGGAACAUUUGGGAAAACUCCCUGGAGGCCUCACAACGACGCAUACACGGGCUACGGCCCACCGUCGGUGACGCACAAUGGAAUAACUCUGCACGAGAAUCCGUAUGCGGCUGCGGACACCGAUUCGGACCUCGAGGAGGGCAGUCUCACCAGGGACUCUUCGUCAGAGCAGAGCAACUGUGUUUAUGAGCAGCCUUUUGACAGCAGAAGGACUGAUCCCAACCCACAGCGGAGAACGAGCACUUAGCUGAGUGACUCUUGUUUUUCAGAGAGAAGGACGACCAAAAAUAUGAACAAUUCUACCUCACUGAAUGGACACUUUGGCAAUAAUGGACUCCUCAAAUGUGCAAACGAGUGAAUGUAACAAGUGAAAUGUUCCUGAGGGGAAAGUAAAGCGGAGCAUAUUAGCAGCAGUUUGUUUUAAAAGGAUGCAGCUACAGUUGAAUGAUAAAGAUGAUUAUAUACAUUUUUUAUAUAAAGCUAUUCUAUUUUGUAAAUUGUAUAUAAACAGAUUCCAUUAUUUUUGCUUACCUUUUGUCUACGAGUAUUUUGCAGCCUUGCCUAUGCAUUAUUCCUGCUUUGAAUGAAGCACUGUUUUGCACAUACUGUAUAUUAACAAUAAAAAAACACCUUUUUGUGUGCUGCUACAUUCA
Labrus bergylta (ballan wrasse) is the source of this 4030-nucleotide messenger RNA. It is a transcript of the gene lrig3, whose product is annotated as leucine-rich repeats and immunoglobulin-like domains 3. The record is from RefSeq and is a predicted model, not a curated record. Gene Ontology annotation, molecular function: protein binding. Lineage: Eukaryota; Metazoa; Chordata; Actinopteri; Labriformes; Labridae.